UCUCUGGCACAUUUCUUCCUUUAGAGCUACUGGGUCCAUGACAGCAGGCUAUCAGCAAUAGAGAAAGGGAAAUCCAAAGGAGUGGAGUCACUUUGAAAAUAGAGCAUGAAGUUAAUGAAUAGAGCACUUACAGGGAAAGUAGCAGUGCACACUGUAUCAGACUGUAUCAGCAUGCAUCUGUAGAGUGCGACUGUCCUCCCAGACGAGCAUUUGCAUAAGCAACGGAACUGCACCCUGAACUGACAGAAUAAGAAGGCCGUAAUCUUUCUGUCCAUAAUCUGCAGAGCAAGAAUAUACUCAGAAAAAGAACAAUAGGAAGCAGCAAUGAAAUAUAGGAUGGAUCUAAUCUAGUGAAUUAUCUUUUCACAUCAUUGCACAAUCCACGUCAAGUAGUACCUGCUGGCUUGACAACCUUCUCCGUUCACAAAUUCAGGUAUAUAUUUGCUGGCCUGGAGUGAUGCAACGUAAUAUUUAUACACUGUGAGGUAUUAACAUGACAACCAGCAGCCGCACAUGUCCAGUGCCAGCAGUGAAUGGACAUAUGACUCACUAUCCAGCAGCGCCAUAUCCAUUACUUUUUCCUCCAGUCAUCAGUGGGCUGUCACUGCCUUCUCUUCAUGGACUCCAGAGUCACCCACCAAACAGUGGAUGCAGCACCCCUUCACCUGCAACAGUUGAAACUCAGAGCACCAGUUCUGAGGAACUUGUUCCAAGCCCUCCUUCACCACUUCCACCCCCUCGUGUUUACAAGCCCUGUUUUGUCUGUCAAGACAAGUCAUCUGGAUAUCACUAUGGUGUCAGUGCUUGUGAGGGAUGUAAGGGCUUCUUCCGCAGGAGUAUCCAGAAGAACAUGGUUUACACAUGUCAUAGAGAUAAAAACUGUGUUAUCAAUAAAGUUACUAGAAAUCGCUGCCAGUACUGCAGACUACAGAAGUGCUUUGAAGUGGGAAUGUCCAAAGAAUCUGUCAGAAAUGAUAGGAACAAAAAGAAGAAGGAACCUUCAAAGCAGGAGUCCACAGAAAAUUAUGAAAUGACAGCAGAGUUGGAUGAUCUCACUGAGAAGAUCCGGAAAGCUCACCAGGAAACCUUCCCUUCGCUCUGCCAGCUGGGAAAAUACACUACAAACUCCAGUGCAGACCAUCGGGUUCGACUGGAUCUUGGGCUUUGGGAUAAAUUCAGUGAACUUGCAACAAAGUGCAUUAUUAAAAUAGUGGAAUUUGCAAAACGAUUGCCAGGCUUUACAAGUUUGACCAUUGCAGACCAGAUAACUCUACUUAAAGCAGCCUGCCUGGAUAUACUGAUCCUCAGAAUUUGCACAAGAUACACACCAGAACAAGAUACUAUGACGUUUUCAGAUGGCCUUACCCUAAACCGAACUCAGAUGCACAAUGCUGGAUUUGGUCCGCUAACUGACCUUGUGUUCACGUUUGCCAAUCAGCUCCUGCCUUUGGAAAUGGAUGAUACAGAAACAGGUCUCCUUAGUGCCAUCUGCUUAAUCUGUGGAGAUCGCCAGGACCUUGAAGAACCAAUGAAAGUGGAUAAGCUUCAGGAACCAUUGCUGGAAGCACUGAAAAUUUAUAUUCGAAAGAGACGACCCAACAAACCUCAUAUGUUUCCAAAGAUCUUAAUGAAAAUCACAGAUCUUCGUAGUAUCAGUGCAAAAGGUGCAGAACGUGUCAUUACAUUGAAAAUGGAAAUUCCUGGAUCCAUGCCACCUCUUAUUCAGGAAAUGUUGGAGAAUUCUGAAGGACAUGAACCACUGACACCAACCUCAAAUGGAAAUACCGCAGAACACAGUCCUAGUAUCUCACCUAGUUCAGUGGAUAACAGCAGUGUCAGUCAAUCCCCAAUGGUGCAAUAAGACAUUUUCCAGCUACUUCAGACAUUCCUAAUACCUUAUGUACAGGGAUGAAACGCAAGAAAAACAUUUUUACUGCUGCUUAGUUUCUGGACUUAAUAUAAAUCUAUAUAUGUAUGUAUAUAUGUAUAUAUAUAUAUAUAUAUAUAUAUAUAUAGAUAUAUAGAUAAAAACUCAACAAGGACCAAGAAAUUUUCAUAUGUAUCGAUAUAUACUCCUUGCUGUUUAAACUCUUAAGACUAGAAAAAUGCAAACUUUUGAAACUCUAAAUCAGCCAUUUCAUGCAAAAAAUAGUUAAGCUUCUGUUUUCUUCUCUGAACACUCAAGAUUGCAUGGUGACAAGACAGAUCUCAGACUUUAAAUUCUGGUUGCAUUUCUGAUGACUUUGUACAUACAAAUGUAUGGCUCUACUUUCUAUACUGGAUGUUUGGUGCUUUCCUUUUGUCUCUCAUACCUAAAACGAUCAAGAAACCAAGCGUAUGAAAUGGACUACUGUACGCAUCCAGAAAAGAAAGUUUAAAGGAUCGUCUGAUUUAGUUAAUACGAAAACUUGUCUUUGAUGCCCUCAGUUUGCAGCUCCUUCCUUGUAAAAAGUAUACAAAAAAGUCACUGCACUAGCAGAAAAGACAUCAGUAUCAAUGUUAACUGCCAGAUCAGUUACGCAGAUGUCAUUUGUUCCCCUGUUAAUGUCACUUUAAAAUUUGAGAAGUGGUUUAUUACCUGGCUGGUGACCUAGCUACAGAAUUAUCUAUUCCAUUUCUACAGUAACGAUAGCCUCCAAGGCAGAAACACUUUUCAGUGUUAUCAUGUUUUUUGUUUACUUGGUCACAAGCCAUUAGGGACACUUCAUGGGAUGAUAACCAGCAGACUCAUUCACAGGUUUUCCAUUGGUGAGUCUAGGGUAUUUCCUUAAGAUUCUACUGCCAGGAAUUAGUUGGGUUAUCCAGCCUUCCAGUUGCUAAGGAAUUACAGCUAGGACUUCCAGAAACACAAGGAGAGAAUCUGCCUUUUUGGCCUUGUUAAAUCACCAUAAAGCAGAGUGAAAACUGUGGUAGAAUGGUUAACAGAUUUAAAGUGUCAGUUUCUUAGGUUUCAUUUAAAGCACUAGUGGUUUUUUUUUAUAUAUAUAUUCUAGCAAGUCUGUGAUGUACUUUCACUGGCUCUGUUUGUACAUUGAGAUCGUUUAACAAUGCUUUCUAUGUUCAUAUACUGUUUACCUUUUUCCAUGGAGUCUCCUGGCAAAGAAUAAAAUAUAUUUAUUUUAAAAAAAAAGAAGUGUAGAAGCAGUCCCUUCAGUCCAAAUUUUCCACACACAAGAUACU
Molecule: messenger RNA, 3180 nt
Organism: Rhea pennata
Lineage: Eukaryota; Metazoa; Chordata; Aves; Rheiformes; Rheidae
Gene: RARB
Product: retinoic acid receptor beta
Exons: 9
Coding region: 494-1861 (455 amino acids)
Biological process (GO): cellular response to corticotropin-releasing hormone stimulus; regulation of transcription by RNA polymerase II; retinoic acid receptor signaling pathway
Cellular component (GO): nucleus; transcription regulator complex
Molecular function (GO): zinc ion binding; RNA polymerase II cis-regulatory region sequence-specific DNA binding; nuclear receptor activity
Source: RefSeq, a predicted model, not a curated record